ACACCCACCCACGACGGCGUCCAUACCUUGACCUUUUCUCCUCCGAAUAAUUAAAAAAAGAAAAAGAGAGGGAGUGCGAAAUUACCGUUUUACCCCUCCCCUUCAAAUCCUCCCAAAAACUCCAAUAAUCCUGCCCAUCGGUUCCGUCGAUCUUAAAAGCCUUUCGAUCUCUCCCUCUCUCUCUCUUCUCUAUCUAUCUAUCUGGAAGGUGUUGGAUAAUGCAUUUUCAUGGUUCAAGUUUGUAUUGAUGAUAUUCCUUUGGAAUUCUUCAAGAACAGAGUCUGUAUUGCAUGACUUUGAGAUGUGUGUUCAAUUUUCAUACAAUUGACUUGAAAGUUCAUGUCAUCUGAUAAAAUCUCGAGGACCAGAAUCUUUCCCGAAUUUCAUUUGGCCAUCGUCUACUGGAUAUGGAGCAUCUUCCUGUAGAAGUCAUUGGAAACAUACUAUCAAGGCUCGCAGCUGCCCGAGAUGUGGUGAUUGCCUCUGCAACUUGCCGGAAAUGGCGAGAAGCGUGUCUGAAACACCUCCACACCCUUUCUUUCAAUUCCAAUGAUUGGCCUGUUUAUCGUGACCUCACCAACAGUCGGUUGGAGAUUCUUAUUACCCAGACUAUAUUUCAAACCACUGGUUUGCAGUGUCUGUCGAUUUUCAUGGAUGAUGUUGAUGAGUUCUCGGCAGCUCCUGUGAUUGCUUGGCUCAUGUACACUCGAGAGACUCUGCGCUGUCUGCUGUAUAAUGUCCGCACGACUCCGAAUGUUAACAUUCUGGAGAAAUGCGGUAGGCAGAAGCUGGAAAUGUUGGUCUUGGCUCACAACUCUAUCACUGGGGUUGAACCCAGUUACCAGAGGUUUCCAUGCUUGAAAUCCCUUUCUCUGAGUUACGUCAGCAUUUCAGCCUUGGAUCUGAGCCUGCUUUUGACUGCCUGCCCGAAAAUCGAGACCCUGGCACUCGUCAAUCCGGAGAUUGCAAUGUCGGAUUCACAAGCGACAAUGGAACUAAGCAGCCCUACAUUGAAGAGCAUUUAUGUCGAAGCAAUUAGCUUGGAUAAGUUCAUAUUAGAAGCUGAUAGUCUUGAAAGCUUGCAUUUGAAAGAUUCGACUCUAGACCUUUUUGAGCUUAUCGGCAAGGGUACCUUGAAACAUCUCAAGAUUGAUGAUGUCAGUGUCAUUCACCUAGAUAUUGGGGAGAUUACCGAGCAUCUGGAAGCUGUGGACGUCAGCAAUUUUACGAUCAUGUGGCCAAAAUUCUACCACAUGAUAUCAAAAUCAUCUAAACUGAGGCGGCUUCGGCUUUGGGGCGUGGUAUUUGAUGAUGAGGAUGAGGUUGUAGAUUUGGAAACUAUUGCUGUUUAUUUCCCACAGCUAAGCCAUCUUUCAUUGAGUUAUGACUUGAGAGAUGGGUUGCUUCACUACGGUGCGUCGCGUUUGAAAAACGUGGUGGUGUUGGAACUGGGCUGGACGGUAAUCAGUGAGCUCUUCACCCACUGGGUUGCAGCGCUGCUCGACAGAUGUCCCAAUCUUAAGAGGCUGGUCAUCCAUGGGGUUGUUUCUGAAGCGAAAACUCGGGAAGAAUGCAAUACGUUGGCUAAUUUCACUUCAUCCAUCGUUCGGCUCAUGAGAAAAUAUAUGCAUGUCGAUGUGCAGUUUGAGUAUGAAUAAAAUUCUUAGAAUGCCUUUGCAGGGGUUUUAGUUUUGA
Magnolia sinica is the source of this 1695-nucleotide messenger RNA. RefSeq names its product F-box/LRR-repeat protein At1g67190. NCBI's taxonomy places the organism in Eukaryota, Viridiplantae, Streptophyta, Magnoliopsida, Magnoliales, Magnoliaceae. The transcript has 2 exons. The record is from RefSeq and is a predicted model, not a curated record. The coding region runs from base 408 to 1658 and encodes 416 amino acids. Gene Ontology annotation, molecular function: protein binding.